Messenger RNA from Microthlaspi erraticum, 636 nucleotides. Lineage: Eukaryota; Viridiplantae; Streptophyta; Magnoliopsida; Brassicales; Brassicaceae. The record is from the annotation of a GenBank genome assembly.
AUGAGCAAUGGGCAAGGAGGUUACAACAAAGGAUACUAUAAUUACAAGUCCAACCCUGCCAUGUCAUACCGCAACACUGAUGUUGCUAACCCUCAGGACCAAGUAUAUCCUCAACAACAAGCAGCUCGAUCGAGUCAGGUGCCACAACAUGGGUAUGGACAAAAGAACAAUUACCAAGGACCACAAGGCACUUUCCCUGGACAACAAAUGAAUAUCCCACCAGGCUUCCCCCACCAACCGCCCCAGCCUGCACCUUCACAAGAGAAUGAGCUCAAAGCAAUGCUAAAGCAACUACUUCAAGGGCAAGCUGAUGGGGUAGUGAACACAAGCAAGAAGCUAGCUGAAAUAAACUCUAAGAUCGAGAACCUCAACACAAGGGUUUACUCUCUGGAGAAUCAUGCUUCUUCUGUUGCUGCUGCUACAAAGCAAGGACAACUACCUGGUAAAGCUAUUCAGAACCCCAAAGGAACAGUGCAAGAGAUUGUUGCUGCUGGGGCUCCUGGAGUCCAGAUUGAUCAACUAGAAGUGCAAGCACCUACUGUGGCCAUUCACACUUCACCAGUUGAGCUCGCACGACAAGCUCGAUCGGCAGCUCGAUCGAGUUUAACUCUAGCUCGAUCGAGUCCAACAUCUUGA